Molecule: messenger RNA, 2897 nt
Organism: Drosophila yakuba
Lineage: Eukaryota; Metazoa; Arthropoda; Insecta; Diptera; Drosophilidae
Exons: 8
Coding region: 462-1571 (369 amino acids)
Source: RefSeq, a predicted model, not a curated record
AGCAGUUACCGUUUCGGUCGCGUAACGAUAGCAGCAAAAUCCGAAAGCUGCGUUCGUGGUUAAAACCAAAACAAAAAAGAACAACAAUACCAAAUAUAUAAAAAUAUCAUACCAGUAAAGAGACGAAAUUCUCACCGCAACUUGCCGGUAAAAAGUGCGAAUAAGAAAUUGGAUAUACAAUUAUUUGUGCGCGGAUGUAAAAACAGAAUGCAAAGUGUGAGACUCAAACAAACUUUGUAAUUGGUGAAUUAAUAAGCCGAAGCUCGACAAAUGAGGCGAACCACUUUUUGAUGGAAGCCUCCGGAACGAGGAUAAUAACCAGCCCCAGGGAACCAGCCUCAACGGCCACAUGACCGCUACAAUGUUCACCUAAUGAAAACGAAGCUCGAAAAGUUGUCGUGCCGUCGCUGAGCAGAAAAACUGCCCAGGAAAACGCCAAAAAUAAAAAUAGGCAAGGGAAAAUGAAGUCUGUCAUUUUAUAUCCAUAUGGACCGCUAACCGGCGGCACACGCUGCUGUCGCAUGUUGCAUGCCAAAAAUUUGGCCAUAACAAGUGCAAUUUACACAAUUAAUAUAUCACUAUUAAUCGUGCUGAUAUACUCGUGGCGCAUAAAUGUCAAUAUGCAUAAGUCGGCCGAUCUGCAGGAUGUCUACUACGGUGUACAAAUAGCAUAUUUUGCCAUAAUCGGCACACAAAUGUCCAUGAUACUGUUGAGCAUUGUGUUAAUUUUUGGAAUAUGUCGGGAGAACCCAGGACUAAUUGUACCCUGGAUAAUUGGCUAUAUAACAUUUAUGGCCCUGGAAGCCGUCGCCAUGGUCUACUCCAAUGUCCUGCGCGACCAUGUAAAUAAGCAAUUCGACGCAAUGUGCAAGGCCGAGGUGGCAUUCUUUAUUGCUCGUGCGCUGAUAAAUGUGCUGGCCAUGUGGGGAGUGCUUCGCUUCUACAACUUGGUUCGCUCAGGAAUCACAUGGCGCGGACCAGAGGCCAAGACAGCCAUCUUUGCGCCGAGUGUUUACAAGAGUGUUAGUACCAACAAGCCGCACACCUACAGCUACAGCAAGCGGUCAAGACGCCGCCAGAGCAUCGAUUCGACUUCCGGCGGAUGCUGCGCCAUCUUCGACUUCGAUUUCGAGUACGACGAUGAUAACGACGACGACGACGAUGAGGCGGCCUACGGCGAUGGUCUGGAUACGGAGGAUGAGGUGGGCUACGACUACGAUGAUUACUACGAUUACUACGACGACGACGAACUGACGGAGCAGCAGCACUUGCGGCUGAAACAGGACGAUGGCGACUGUAGCAUGCUAGGCGCUGGCAGGGCAAACAGAUCGCGCUCCAAGCCGAGAUCCGCGGUGGUCAAGGUCAAGGGUCAGCGGAGCGGAAGUCGCCGCACCAACAACAAUAUCCGCAGCGUGCUGAUCAACAAGAGGCACAACAAGUACAAAAUCGCUCGACCCCAAACGCAACUGGAGGUCAUCAACGAGUCGGAGAAGAGCGCGGGGAGCGGCAGCGAUGAGAAUGACUCACUUUUGGUGGCCUUUGACAGCAGUUCGUCGCUGGCGUCAGUUUGACAUUGGCCGCCAUGCAAAUCGGGAACCGGAAAUGGAAAUGCAGACGUUGGCGAAACGGAAAGUGAUAGAGCCAGUGGAACAAACAGCGGAACAAACACUGGAAAGUGCCAUAACAACGCCUGCAGCUGCAACUGCGAUUGUAACACCACCGGAAGCGGAAGUGAGACCGACGACGACGGCGAUCCUGACGAGGGCCAGCAUCUGGAACCUGAGUGGCCGAAGGGCCACCGCCUCGGUGGUCAAUGUUGUGGUCAGCGUCCACGCCGACGUCCACUGCGACGCGUCUACUGCGCUGUGAACCUGUCCAUAAUGGGCCUCCUGGUGGCCGUGGAGAUAUACGCCCAAAUUGCCAUACUCCUUUAGAUCGGAACACCACUCUCUGAAUAAAAUUGGGUCUUCCCAGAGCAAAAUCAUAUAAUCUAGUUUCAUGGGUCGUGUUUGGUACAUUUCGGUCAGCAAAAAUUGAAACAUACUUUCUCAAUGUCAGCAGGCACUAAAGCUUUAAAUGUAAAUAACAAGAUAAAAUAUCUUCAAAUCUUCUCACUUAAGCUAAAGCUUUCACAAUAUAUCAAAUGCUAUUAUCUAUGCCAUGGCCAAACUGAAAUAUUUUUUGUUCUAUAUUUCUAUUUCCAAUAAAAAAAAUACAAAUAUAAUUUACAAUAAUUUAAAUUUCUGUUAAAUAAAAUUUCAACAAAUGUUCCAAAUUUCAAAGCGUCGUCAUCAUCAUAAUACUUAAAGCCUCUUAAAAAAACCCAAUGUAAAUAGCGAAAUGGUCCGUAUAAAUAAGAACAAUAAUAGAUAUAAAUCGUAAUGUGUAAACUUUUUAAGGUUAAGUGCAUAUCCAGAAAGAUAAAUAAACACAUUAGCUCUUCAAGAGAUAACAUUUUUAUGUUAAUGACCCAAAUUAGCCAGAAAUAAGUUAACAGAUAAAAGACACUUUAUUGCGCAGCCCAUAUAAAAGCUUUAAAAUAAUAACGCAAAAUGAAUCGCAUGUCUCCAAACAAAUAAAAAGGCCCUACCAAAAGUAACCGAAACAAUAAAAGUACAUUUAAAAAAAGGAAACAAUGAAAGAUUUAAAUGAUUGCAAAGUGCUAAGGAAAUUACUUUGUAAAUACUUCAAGCUAUCUCAAGUUGAUGUCAGUGACGUACAAAAAAUGAAAAAGCAAAAUAAACCAUAUCUAUAAAUGUUGUAUAUAUAGUGAGUAAUCUUAAGUACAGUUGCGCCAAAAAAAAACACUUGACAGCCAGUUUAAAACUAACCAAUAAAUGUGAGUUUAUGUAUACCUUAAGAUAAAGCCAUAAUAAACCCAUGAUAUUUGUGAAAAA